Messenger RNA from Rubroshorea leprosula, 2723 nucleotides. Lineage: Eukaryota; Viridiplantae; Streptophyta; Magnoliopsida; Malvales; Dipterocarpaceae. The record is from the annotation of a GenBank genome assembly.
AACUUAAACCCUACAGUUCGGUGUUCUGUUCACCAGAAGUGCAUAUUCCAUCAUUUCCGGCGUCGUUUCCCAGCCGGCGAUCGGUAGCCAUAGAGGAUAUAAUGCCUAUUAAGCUGCCGUCGCAGCUCCGUCUCCUCAGCCCGUCUCUUCAGAUCGCCCAUUUCUCCUCCAUGAAUCCCCGAGCCUCCUUUCACUCCUACCGGGCAUCGCCUGCUUUCCGUCGAAUCUUCCCCUUCAAGCUCAAAUAUCUAUGGUUGUCUUGCCACAUUAACGAGCAACCUGGAGUAAGGAGAUUAUCGACCCGGCCGUUUCAACACAGGUCAGGGUCAGGUUUCGGUCGUAGCAAUAAUAGAGGAGAUGUUCGUGCUUCGAAAAGCCUGAUCGAGGACGAGGCUGAACUCAGUGACUGGGUCAGCGACUUGAGGACCGACUCGUUCCGUGGCCGACUGACCAGCGAAGACGAGGAUAGGGAUGCAGAUAGGGCUCGCAAUAGAGCAAGGAGUAGAGACAGAGAGGGAAAUAGGGGACGGGGUUCGGUGAAGAGGCGGAGAGAGAGUGAAUGGGACGAGUUUGGUGAGUCCAGGGGGAGGAGAAAUCGUGGCGACUCGUUUAACUCCUUUUCGAGGACUUCACGAAUUGGUAAGCGGUUUGAUAGUGAACAAGAGGAUGACGACGAUGAUGAUGUGGAGGAAUUGUAUUCUCGGAAAAAGGGUCUUAGGACUAAGAGAGAGAAUGGGAAUGCUAAUCCGUGGAAGGGGAAGAGAAAUGAUCUGAAUUUGGAUUCGAGAAAUCCGAGGAAAGUGGGGAAGGGUUUGAGAAGAGAAGCAAAAUUCCCAGAGGACGAAGAAGAUGGAGGUGAUUUUGAGGAGGAGAGGAGGGUAAUGGGUGGUCUUGGAGAAUUGCUUAGUGAGGAAAGUAGUGAUGUUGAAGACGAUGAAGACGAUGAAGACGAUGAAGAUGGAGUCUUUAGGAAGAAUCCCAGUUCUGCAUUUGAAUUGGAGAAGGACAACAGUGAGAACAGUGGACGGAGAAGUUCACCAGGGAAAUCUGACUCCUAUUUAAGCGAAACCAGAUUUGACCAGUGUUCGAUCUCUCCAUUGUCAUUAAAGGGAAUUAAAGAUGCUGGCUACCAAAAGAUGACUGUGGUACAGGAGGCAACUCUUCCAGUAAUACUCAAAGGGAAGGACGUUUUGGCUAAGGCUAAAACAGGCACAGGAAAGACUGUAGCAUUUUUGCUUCCAUCAAUUGAAGUUGUAGCAAAAUCACCUCCUGUUGAUCGUGAUGUAAAACGACCUCCAAUUCUUGUGCUUGUGAUAUGCCCAACUAGAGAGCUUGCAAGUCAAGCUGCUGCAGAAGCUAAUACCUUAUUGAAGUAUCAUCGUACUAUUGGAGUCCAAGUUGUCAUAGGAGGUACAAGACUUGCUCUAGAACAAAAGCGCAUGCAGGCAAACCCUUGCCAGAUACUUGUUGCUACACCUGGAAGGCUCAGAGACCAUAUUGAGAAUACUGCAGGAUUUGCAACAAGGUUGAUGGGUGUGAAAGUCCUUGUGCUUGAUGAAGCUGAUCAUCUUUUGGACAUGGGUUUUCGCAAGGACAUUGAGAAGAUAAUUGCUGCUGUCCCAAAACAACGCCAGACACUUUUAUUUUCUGCGACAAUUCCAGAAGAGGUCCGUCAAAUCUGUCACAUUGCUUUGAAAAGAGAUCAUGAGUUCAUUAAUACUGUUCAAGAAGGCAGUGAGGAGACAAAUGUACAGGUCAGACAAAUGCAUAUGGUUGCUCCCCUAGAUGGGCAUUUUCCUCUAUUAUUUGUCCUUCUGAAAGAACAUAUUGCAGAUAAUGUUGACUACAAGGUCCUUGUAUUCUGUACAACUGCUAUGGUAACAAGACUAAUGGCAGACCUUCUAGGUGAGCUGAAACUGAAUGUUAGAGAGAUACAUUCUAGAAAGCCACAGAGUUAUAGAACCAGAGUUUCUGAAGAAUUCCGCAAGUCAAAAGGUCUUAUUCUUGUGACUUCUGAUGUAUCUGCUCGAGGAGUUGAUUAUCCCGAUGUUACCCUAGUUGUACAGGUGGGCUUGCCAGCUGACAGAGAACAGUACAUACAUAGACUAGGUAGAACUGGUCGCAAAGGUAAAGAAGGCCAAGGUAUUUUGUUGCUAGCUCCAUGGGAGGAGUUCUUUUUGUCGACCAUCAAGGAUUUGCCAAUAACAAAGGCUACCUUACCUUCAGUAGAUCCAGACACAAAGAAAAAGGUGGAACGGGCACUUUGUCACGUGGAGAUGAAGAACAAAGAAGCAGCAUACCAAGCCUGGCUUGGUUAUUACAACUCCAAUAAGAAAGUAGGCAGGGACAAGUACAGACUUGUGGAGCUUGCAAAUGAAUUCAGCCGAAGCAUGGGACUUGAGAAUCCUCCUGCAAUUCCGAAGCUCAUUCUCAACAAGAUGGGCCUCAGGAAUAUCCCUGGAUUGCGUUCCAAAUAAGUAGAUGAGAAGACCUGUGUAGAAUAUUAAAACAGGAUAAUUCCUUUGCAAAAAUCAACUAUUCAUUUCCAUCAAUUUUAUCCCCAGGUUUCCUUCUAUAAAUCUAAUUUUGUUGCAUUGAAUGAAUUCUAUAGCCAGAAUUUGUUUGGAUAAUGAUACCUGGACAACCCAUUUGAAAUGUGUAUACAAUAUCAUGUGUUCUACGCAUCAUGAGACGCUGUAAACAAGUAAAUUUGUAUUAUAAAA